This is a messenger RNA of Sus scrofa (pig), 21482 nucleotides long. The record is from RefSeq and is a predicted model, not a curated record. NCBI's taxonomy places the organism in Eukaryota, Metazoa, Chordata, Mammalia, Artiodactyla, Suidae.
CCUGCCGCACGCACGCGCACUGCGCCGACCAUGAGGGUCGCGGCUCUGAUCAGUGGUGGGAAGGACAGCUGUUACAAUAUGAUGCAGUGCAUUGCUGCUGGGCAUCAGAUCGUUGCUUUAGCAAAUCUAAGACCAGCUGAAAACCAAGUGGAGUCAGAUGAACUGGAUAGCUACAUGUAUCAGACAGUGGGCCAUCACGCCAUUGACUUGUAUGCAGAAGCAAUGUCUCUUCCCCUGUAUCGCCGCACCAUAAGAGGAAAGAGCGUGGAUACAGGACAAGUGUAUACCAGAUGUGAAGGUGAUGAGGUUGAAGAUCUCUAUGAGCUUUUGAAACUUGUUAAGGAAAAAGAAGAAGUAGAGGGAAUAUCAGUAGGAGCUAUACUCUCUGACUACCAGCGUGUUCGAGUAGAAAAUGUGUGUAAAAGGCUUAAUCUCCAGCCUUUAGCUUACCUUUGGCAGAGAAACCAGGAAGAUUUGCUCCGAGAGAUGAUAUCAUCUAACAUUCAAGCAAUCAUCAUCAAAGUAGCAGCUCUAGGUUUAGAUCCAGAUAAGCAUCUUGGAAAAACCCUGGAUCAAAUGGAGCCUUAUCUCUUAGAGCUUUCUAAGAAGUAUGGAGUCCAUGUUUGUGGAGAAGGUGGAGAGUAUGAAACAUUCACUUUGGAUUGCCCUCUAUUUAAGAAGAAAAUAAUUGUGGAUUCAUCAGAAGUAGUCAUACAUUCAGCUGAUGCAUUUGCACCUGUGGCUUACCUACGCUUUUUAGAAUUGCACUUGGAGGACAAGGAAGAAGACCAAAAUAAAACUCCACCUCUCAUCUGGAAAUCAUUGACUUCCCUUCUACAAAACAAAUAUGUGUAGAAACUAUGUUGCCAGAAGAAGUACUUUUCUCAGUAGACUGCCUUGUCCAUCAGAGUGAUAGGAAGAUUGGUUAUGGGCUCUCUCAUCCUAAAGAGGUUCUGCAUGUUCAGAGUAUUUCUCAUUGGACACCUGCUAGCAUUGGACCAUCAGUCUAUCAGGUUGGAGAAGUCAUGUACCUUGCUGGGCAAAUUGCACUAGUACCUUACACAAUGAAACUUGUGAGUGAUGGAAUACAAACAGAAGCAUCCAUGUCCUUAAGCCACACCCUGAAAAUUCUGGAAGCUACACAUAGAGGCGAUGGACUUCACUACAUUCUCAUGACUCACUGUUAUGUAACGAGCAGCAAGUUGAUUGCAACUGCUCUGGAUACCUGGCAGAAGAACUUAAGGACACACAAAAAGGAGGUCGCUUGGCUCUUCACCAACUUUACAGCAAAUGGUAGAGAACUUCAUCAGACUAUUUUUAGGAUCAAUGUCUAAGAGCUGUUCAGAAAAACUGCUUCUAUGGAAGUGAAGCACAGCCACAGCCUGAUAAUACCCCUUAAUUCAAACAAUAUUCUGAAAAACCUAGAAAUCCUGAAGCAGAGGUGGGUCAGUUGUGUACACUUCAGUGAUGCUGAAAUGGGAAUUGGUAUUAUACUCAUUGACAAGUGAGGAAAUUGAGAAGUUAAGUGACUGUCCUAAGAUCACACAGCCAGUAAGUGGCAGAGCCAGGAUUCAGUCUGAGGUCAGGCAAUGUGCAGUAUUACCAGCAUAGACUGCAGCGUAAGCAAAUUGGUAUACAAAAAGGCUAUUAUCCACACUCACAAAGCAGAGGAAAGUAUAAGUCACUAAUACCAAGUGGACUUGUGAUCUCUGCAAAAACGAAACAAACAACAGUGCUUAAAAAAGAGUGGCAUAGGUAUGUACGUAUAAAGUACAUAGGAAGCAGAAAAUAUAUACCUGUUUAAAUAAAGGUGCAUGUGUUUAGAAGGCAAUGACCAUUUUUAAAAAAUCAUGUAUGAUCUUACUUGUUUUGCAAAGGAAUUAUGGGACCUGGAUACUGAAUGUUAAGCACCCAUCUCUACAUCACCUUAAAAUUUUUUCCUGCCUACGAGCGUCUCAAAAGUAAUUAGCUGCUGGAUUUUGAAGUCCAUCUGAUAUGUUCUUAGCAAAAGCAAAAUACUACUGUGGUUUUCCUUUUCCCUAGAAAAAAAGGAAAUUAGCGAGGCUUCAACUGAUCAAAAAUCCUUUCCUUGUCUUCUAGAUUUUUAUUUCUAAUUCUGAAGAACAAGUGAAAAAUUUAGCAUGCCUAUUUUAUUUUAUUAUGUUUUUUGGGGGGUGCACCCACAGCAUUUGGAAGUUCCAGGGUCAGGGAUCAAAUCCAAGCCACAGCUGCAACCUAUACCACAGCUUUAGCAACACUGGAUCCUUAACUCAUUGCUCCUGGCCAGGAAUGGAACUGGCACCUCUUUAGUGACCCAAGUGGCUGCAGGGACAAUGCUGGAUCCUUAACUUGCUAUAGCACAGUGUCAAAAGUUUGAGUUCUUUUCCUUCUAAACAAGUUUUCCCUGGUUUCAAAAUAAUUAUAAUGACCUAAGAUAAAAAAGAAAUAUAUUGGCAUUUCUUUGCUUUGAAUUUGCUCAGUUUAUUCAUUUCUUUAAACAAAUGUUUGCUAGUUGUGACAUUGUGCCAACCGUGAGAGCCCUUGCCUUCCUCUAGUGAGAGUCAGGCAAAUGGUGAGCUAAGUUGCCAUGAUAACACUAGAAGAAUGAAAGCUCCAUGGAGGCAAAGGAUCUUUAUCCAUUUCUGUUUAGCAGCAUAUCCUAACCACCCAAGCCAGGACCUGACACACAGCAGCCACCUGAGAGAUAUUUGUUGAAUGCUGCAUGGAUGUAACUAGGGCAUAAACACAGGUCUAAGAGGCUAUGGGUGGGGCAGACAGAGUUGGAUUAAAACCUGAAAAGUCUUAUAAGCCAUGCCAAGGAAUUUGAACUUGGAUCAAAAGUGGUUGAAUGAUAUUAAGCAUGCAGGGGCUUUCAAAAAAAAAAGGUAGCUAUAUCUUUAAAAAAGAUUCCUCUGGCUGAACUGUAGCUAAUGGAUUGAAGAAGAAGAUGGGAACUGAAGAGGCCAUUUAGGAGGCUGCACAAAAAUCCAAGCAACACAUAAAUGACAGUGGCCAAAAUUAAAAUUAAAGUAAGAGGACAGAAAUAAAUAGGCAUAUUUUAAGUGAUUUAAGGAGUUAAAAUGAUAAGACAGUGGCUGCUUAGAAUGAACUAGGGGGAAGUCACUAAAAAGACAGAAGAGACAAGGACAAGACUCUGCUUCCCAGCCUUGGACAACAGAGUGGCUAGAUGACAUUUCCCAAGAUGAGGAAAAUGUAUUUAGUAGGGAAGGUGGCAAGUUUAUUUUUGGAUAUGCUAAGUUGUUUAAAGCAUCAAUUUGCUAUAUCCUGGGUUUCAUACUGAUUCCCUUUUCCUACAUCCCCAAACUAGAUUUGCACACAUCCACUGCAAACAGACAAAACAAACUCAAGUACCUAUCAUAGUAGUUAUGAGUGUACUUUGCUUAUAUAUGACAUAAAUUGCAUGAAAAUAUUCUUCUUCCCUCAUAAAAGCAUUUUUGAAAUGCAAAGGUAUACAAAGAGUAAACUAUUUUUGAGUUAAUCAUUGUAACUAUCCUGAGUUGUGCUAGUCAGUGAAAAGCAUGAUACCACAAACCAAGUCACAAUAAAUGAUGUGCUAUGCCCUUAAAGGGUUAUUUAUAAGUGUAUCUGUAUAGGUAAAUAUACUUCAGUAUUUUUGCAUUUAUAGUUGUAUGACAUGCAGGGAUGGAAGUUAUAAGUUGAGUUGAAUGUAUAUGUCUACAUAUGUUUUUGAAUAUAAUAUCAUUUUAAAUUUUUUCUGGUUUUUGGUUCUACAAAAGAUAUUAAAAUAAAGAUACAAAACGUACUCAAAAUGAAAACAUACAGAGUUCCUGUCGUGGCUCAGCAGUAGCCAACCUGACUGAUAUCCACGAGGAGGCAGGUUUGAUCCCUGGAUUUGCUCAGUGGGUUAAGGAUCCAGCGCUUCUGUGAGCUGCGGUGUAGGUCACAGAUGCAGCUCGGAUCUGGCAUUGCUAUGGCUGUGGUGUAGGUUGGCAGCUGCAGCUCCAAUUAGGAACCUCCAUAUGCUUUGGAUGUGCCCCCCCCAAAAAAAGCAAACAUAUGUAAAUAGACUCUUACUUUAUCUUGGUAAUUAUGGGCAACAAUUAUUACUCAAUUGAUUAAAAUUAAUUGAGCUAGUAACAGAAAUACUUAAUAUGUCACCUGUAUUUCAAACUGUUUCCAUUUAUUGGAUAAUUAAUCAAUUUACUAAAUUCUUAUUCAAAUAUGUAUAUGUAAAGCUAAUACAGUUUCUGAAAUAUAGCCAAUCCAUGCUGACAUCAAUGUCCUGAUUGUUUUCUUUUAUUUCUAGAAAGAACACAAGUGUCAUGGCAAUGCCAAGGCCACAGGUAGAGUCCAGGGGGUAGUGGCAGUUCCUCAGCUCACUAGAGAUGCUGCCUUUGAGUGGCAUGUCAUUGUGGUGGCAGAUGAACCAUCUAGAAGGAAGCAUUUUGCUUUGAAGAAGAACUCUGAGGGUUUUCAAACUAAAUGUGAAGCUAUGACUUCCAGUGAGUCUGUGUCCAUUACUUUAAUGUGGACAUCAACAUUUUUUUCCUCACCUGACUUAAACAGGACUCUGGAAGACCUGAUGACUAUGUUUGUGUAUGUAAGAAGACUGAAGACAACCAAGCUGCACCAUUGUAUUUUAGAACAUUCUGUGAAAAGUAUAGCAUUAAUGUCCAUGUACUACCAGCAGGUAAGAGAGCUAUUAGAGAAGUGAAUAGUAAGUACAGACUAUGGAGUCACAUCAUAUAUGCUUCUCAGAGAGAGUUUGAGAGAAAGAAUAACAGAAGUAGCAUGUAGAUAUUUGUCCCCAGUCCAGUUAGUGAAAGUGAGCGUGAGACGGGAGAUGGGAAUCCAGAGUUGCCUCUGUUGAUCUCAGCUCUCAUGCCUUUGUGUGAACUUCUCACUACCCUACAAAUGAUUCUAGUGUUUAAAGAUAUUUUUCCUACUGUAUAACCCUCUGUAUUAUAUCCAAACCAUGUUGUACACAUAAGCACUUAGACAUACAUAUUAGUGAAGAGGUUUGUGUGCACAGUACCAUGAAUGUUCUGCUUUAAAGACUUAUUGGAUUUAGAGCAACAGCAUGGAAAUCUGACUCCAUGAUAUAGGCACAUAUAAAUGGGAGCUGCAAUGGGAGCCCCACUACUCGUGUUCCAAAAGCAUUUUACUAAUAUGGCUUUGAUACAUCCUUCUAAGAGAUAGAAACAACAAAUGUGCACUUGCCAUAUUUCAGCAGGUGGCUUAGUUAUCAAAACAAGGGGUCUGCAUGAUGGCAGAUAAUACAAUAAAGGGAAUGUAUAUACACAUAUAUAAAUACGGCUGGGUCAUUUGCUAUACACCAGAAAUUGGCACGACAUUGUGAAUCGACUAUACUUUAAAAAAGAGAUAAUUCUAUAUAUGUCUGACCAGUUUAGGCUUCAGUGGGCAUCUAUGAAUAAAAUCUUGAAAAUUUUGGGAAAACAAAACAAAAUAAAACAAAAACAAGAGGUCUAAACCAAAGGGUACAACUCAUUCUCAUCAAGCAAGUCAUGGUCAAGAGUCAGAAUGUGUACUUACCAACUGGUUAAUUUCCAGUUUGAGUAGUGGUGAGAUCAUCUCACUAGUUUUGGUUUUCAUUGGACCAGUCUCAUGUAAAUAGGACUGACUGAAUUUGAUUCAGAAUGAUCAAUGCCAAUUUGAUAUACUACUGCUUUAUUGUAUUAGCCUAAAUUGUGUGCAAAGCACCUUAGUGGGUUUCCAAAUGCAGUUGUACCCCGGGCCUUGCUCUAGGUGAAUCUGAAUUCAAUUAUUUGCAAAGUGAAUGGUGUUUUGAACAUUUUAUGGAAGUUAGCUUUUAAAAUGCAUUGCUUCUUAUAUCAGAUAAUUCUUAAGAUAACUAACUCUCUGCUCCUUUAUUUUUUCUUUAAAUACAGAUUUAAUAUAUAGAAUCUGUUUAAAGCAAGAACCUUUCUGUAGCUAACAUCUUCUCUCUAGUCUUUUGGUGAUUGUUUCUGGCAGACUGAACAGAAUAAUAACACUAUAUCACACUAAUAAUAACAUUAUCUUUAUAACAUGAAGAAGAGACCAAGUCGCAAAUGGUUCUGGUUACCAUUCCAAGAAUUAGUCACCUGGUUCCUUAGUGGCUGGUAAGAUGUCCUUGUUAUCUGAAUUCUGAUUCAAUGUUCUCUUCACUACUCCAGGGUCUGCUACAAAGAAGAAAGGGGAAAUAAGUGUAUGGAAAAUGGAGAAGUGGCUGCUUCCACAUGAUAUAGGAAAGCCUAUUGAUGGCUUUAAAUUGUCUCAUAAAGGGAAACACAGAGACUAUACUAAUAAACUCAGUGCCUAAUGAGCAUAACUACAUCUUUUUGCAGCCUUGGGAUUUUCCACAGUUUAAUCUUUUGUGAAAUAAAAUGCACCAUAAUGGCUGUAACAUACCACCCUUGAACAACUUCAGUUUUGGAGAAAUACUUACUACAUUUGUCUUCAUAAAAAUAAUUCUGGACAUAUCUCUUUUACCUGAAUGCUAGUAUUUAAGGAAAGAGUCUGUUCGCAUUUUUAUGAAUAUGAAUAUGACAUGAAAUAUUGAUCUGUUUUAACUUAAUAAUGUAAAAGAUGGUGCUCUAAGGGCCCAGUAUCCUAUUUUUUCCUACUUAACCUGAAGCAAUAUUAAGAGGAAAUUCAACCUGACAUUCUUUAAUAUACUUAAAACAUAAGAUAAAGAAAGCAAUGAAAAUGUAGCAAAGAACAAGCUCCUCUCAUUCAGGAACAAAGGAGUAAACAGAGCCUGACAGAAUCUGGUGGUUGUUCUACAAGGACUAGUUUUAGGAGAAAAAAAAAUCAACCAGGUAAAAUGUAUUUUCUUACUGCAGCAUACCUGCUUGAUUGCUGACAAUCCGUAAUCUCUCGUAAGAUUUUCUGAAUAAAUUAUCCUCACUUUGUUUGAAAAAGAAGUUUAACAUAUAUUUAAACAGGGCAGUUUUGUGGUGGAGAGGAACUGUGCUGAGCUAUGCGUUAUACUAAUGGCAUUGGGUGUAGAAUGAGUCAUCAUGGUUUUUAUUUAUUCAUUCAUCCUUAGAUCCUUUUAAAAGUCUCCAAGGCCCUAAUGACCAUCAUCAUUAUCAUCAGUAAAAACUGCUUUCUGGUGAAAAGGCAAUAGGCAUUAAAUUUAGAGGCAGCAUUAAAUUAUCAGUAAAAAGGAAUUGAAAUAAUACUGCAUGCUUAUUCCAGGACACAAUACAUCGAAAGUUCACACAGCACAGUCAGGUACUCUUCUUUGGAAAAUCUGAGAUUAAGUUGUCCUCUUCUCCUUUACAAGGUAAUAUCAUUUGACUCAGGAGAAAAUAAAAUAUAGGACAAUUCCUUUCCAGCAUUGAAUUUUGGAAGUCAAAAGUAUCAGUCAUAAGAAGGUUCUUAAUUAAUAAUAAAAUUUUAAGAAUUAUCAGUAUCAAAACUUUAUUUUGAUCCUUUCCUCUACCCACUAUAGUUCCUCAGAUGUAUUAAAUAAACACUGUCUAGUGAGUGAAAAAAAAUCUGUGAGAAGUGUUUUGAACUAAACCUUAAGUACUUUCUGUCUCAGAAGUAUUUUAAAUAUUCCAUUGUCAUUCAGCAAACAUAAUAGAGGCUUUACUUCCCUGUGUAAUCUCCAGCAAAAGAACUAAAGCUAAUUUCAAAGGGUCAAAUCCCACUCGUUUGGGGAUGAAUUUAGUGUGUUAUCUGAAAACAGGGAAAGUUACUGCCUAGUGAUUAAUCCAGAGGGUCGUAAUGCUUGGCUGUCCCUAUCCAUCCCCUUCCUCAUAAUCCCACCACAAUUUGGGCAGUAGAUGCAGUUAUGAAGUUAUCAUGAAGAGAGCAGACCAGAGAAGAUGACUUCAUUCCAACAUUGUAGGACAACUACAAGACUGGCAGGCCUGCAGGGUGCCGCCCAACAGUUGGCAAGCCAGCUAGGAGGCCAAGAAAGCUCCCAUGAGUGCCAGGAUGUCAGAAAAUAAGAAGGGGAAACAAAGUUGGUGGCCUAUGCCCGACCAUCCACCAGCGGCUGAAUGGGGCCCUGUAGCAGCUGAAUAUAAUGAGAGAAGUCUUUUCUUGUUCAUUGUAUUGAUGAUGUUUGUGGCUCAUCUGACUGCACAGGGAUGGCUGGUCAAUACAGACAAAAUGCAAGGACCUGGAUUAUCUAUCAAAUACUUAGGUGUUAUUGGCUUGGGCAAGGCAAGUAUACCUCCAACUCACCCCCCUUAAACAAUUACAGACACAGGCAUUAGGAAUAUUAACCUGGGGUCAAGCUUGUGAAUUGGAUGUGGCCAGCUACCAGGAAGGGUUGGGUUGACACCUGUGGCAACAGCAAAGUAAUGAGUACCCUUGGGCUUCUGGUGCCAGCUCUGGAAGCGGGCAGAGCCCCAAUGCAGCAUGAUGGACAACAGCUACAUGCUGUCUGCAGUGUGUUACAACAGGUGGAAGACAUUACCAAAGGCCCACCUGAGUCAUUGAGCCACACAAAAAACAUGAGCGGCAUAAGGGACCCCACCCACUCAUGGUGGACAUUGAUAGCAACCAAGGAACCCGCUUUACCGUCCCUGAAGUUCAGGAAUGGGCCAGUAAAAGUGCCACACACUGGUAUUUUCACUGGUUCUACAAUCGCACUGCUGCCAGGCUCAUGGAGAGGAUGAAUGGACUACUUAGACAAUUAUGAGAUGGGACAGCCCCUGUUCACUCGACGUGUGAACCAGAGUCUAACUCAAGCUCUAUCAACUACAACCAAACAUCCCAGGAGCAAUCAUCCCAGUCUCAAUCAUGUUAACCUAGAGGCAACUAGUCAAUGCCAAGUUCAGCUGUUGACCACCGAAGGACUGUUGCUAACUCUCAGAAAGGACAAUAACUCACUUUGGGCCUUACUGCAGGAUCUACCCUCAGGAGAGCACACUGUAAAAUGGCCCUGGGACUGACAGUUCCAGACAUUUGUUAGAGAUGGAUAUGGACAAAAUGGCACCUGCACUAUUCUGGUACCUGUGAACCCUGUGGCAUGCUGGCUUAGCACUUAGGCCACCAGACAAGAACGGCACCACUCUGCUUGAGGAAUGAGCUCUUCACACUAACUGUUCACAGCACCAUUCUGAAAUGUCUUUGUCUGAGGCAAAGCUGCCCUGAGGAUGUUAAUACUGCAAUUCACAGACCUUUUGUUAGGCAAUAAGACCCAAAAUGACCUUUUCUACCUAGAUCUGCUGCUGCCAAAGAGAAUGAUCCAGAGAUCUUUGGAGCAGUGUAUGCACUUAGACUAUAGUAGCAAGAAAUCCAGGAUGCUGUAUAGAAGACAAUGUCUACAGAAGAUUUUGAGCUCCUGAGAGAAUGGCCCUAAGUACGUUCAGCAGGCACUAAUAAAGCCUGGCCUUUAUAUGCAUGGAGUUGGCUUGCCUGGAUUCAAGUCCCAGCCCCACCACAGCUUGAUACUCAACCUUGGGUGAAUGUUCCACUGAAGUGCACCAGGUGGUCUUCUGCUAUUAUACAUAAUACCACAAUGAACAUCUUUUAACAUGUAGAAAUGAUUAUGUACUUAUAUGAUUAUAUCUGUAGAGAGAAUGUCUAAAAGUGAAACUCUUCACUAUAAGGUUAGGCAAAUUUUAAAUGUUCAUGUAUAUUGCUAAACAGCCCUCCCGAGAGGCUAUACCAAAUUUGUACUCCAGGCAGUAUGUGUAGAUAUUUCUCCACACUUCUUUCUAUACUAUUCACUGGCAAUUUUAAUUUUUUAAUCUUUAUCAGUCUCAAAAGUGAAAGGAGAAAUUUGACUUCAAUUUGCACUUUAAUUUUUUGUAGACACCCAUCUUUUCACAUGUUAGUAGCCAUUCAUUAGCUUAUGCAUACCUCAUUCCCCAUUUUCUAUUGGAUACCUGGUGGGUUUUUUUAAAUUGAUUUAUAAAGUACCUGGUAGAUUAACAUCUUUGUAAAAGCAGAUCAUUUUGGAAAAUAAUUCUGAUUAAUUUCAGCCAUGAUGAAUAUUUAUAAUUUUGAGAAUUUUAUGGCAAUUGGCAUUACUAAAUGAAAAAUGAUAAACCCUCCCCAGGGAUGAAUAGUGAAAGGAUAUCAUCUAAGUUAUUACAACAAUAAUCAUUGAAAUAAUCCAGAUUACAUGUAAGGCACAAUGCAAAGAGGUCCAAGGUGUGAUCUCUGCCAUGAAGACAUUCACAGUAAAGAAGAGAUGAUGCAUUCACAUGAAUUGAUAAUAAUCUGAGACAAUAAAAGAAAUGAGUGAUAUGACCAUCAAUACUCUAGGAAUUGAGGAAAGAAAGCUAAUUUUCACUGGUGUGGCUAAAGAAUAUUACUUGAAAGAGGACACAUGCUUGAAUAGACAGAGAGAAAGAUUUCAAGAGUAUAAAAGUGAGAAGCAAAGAGAGGAAAGAGUAAAUAGACAAAGGUGAAUGGGUUAGAGGCUUGGAUGAGGGGACAGGGGAAAGUCUAUAUGGGGAAAGGUGAAUUGGAGUCAAACCACUGAAGGGCUUGGGUAUCUGGUUUAGCUUGGAUUCUGUGCUAUAGGAGCAAAUGAAUGUUUUUGACAAGAGCACUGAAAUAACAAAAAUAAUUUUUAGGAUGAUAACUUUGGCCAGUGAAAAAUAAAUGAAGAAAUGAAUGAAUGGAAAAUAUUGAGUUGGGACAGGGGAUGACUAUUGCAUUUAUACUUUCUGUAAGAGAACCAACAAUUUAGAGGAAAAGUGGUUUAUAUUUUCUUUAAUUUAUAAUACAUAAAACUGCUAUGGAACUAAUGCUACAUAAUGUUACCUGAGAAAAGAAGACUGAUCCAUACCCAGAAUUCUUUGUGUAUAUGUUGAAGAUUCCAGGGCAGUGCCUUUUUCUAAACCUGUGAUUCAGCUUUCAUACCCCUCCACUUACUCAUUCUAAUGACAGUAAGCAUUUCUUUGUUGGGUCUGGAAUUCAUAGCAGUUUUUUCACAGACCUAGAAGUCCCAAACAUGCUAUUGUCAUUACACCUCAUCUGUCAUCCUAAGGAAUGGCUUUAUUUAUUAUUGUGAUUUGGAGAAAUAAGGUGAUUGCAGACGGGGCUUAGAAUAAUGAUAGGAAGGUGUUGGCUUCAUAGAACCAGAAAUUCCUUUCUUACUUCAUUUCCCGUCCAUGUUGGUAAGGGAUAGGUAAUUGAUCUGAAAGCCCCCUGUACUGUAAAUGCAGCAUUCAUUCAACAAGUAUUUAUUAAGCAACUACAAUGUGUCAGGCACUGUGCAAAGCACUGGGGAACAUAUAUCACUGACUGGAGGAGAGUUUAAAAAAUAGAGCCAGUCUUUGCUGUUACAGUCUGAUGGGACAAAUAUAAACAGAGCCACAUUCUAUUACUGCUCCUCCUCACAGGUGACAAGGGGCAGAGAUCGUCUCUCAAAAUUUUCCCACAUGUAAUAACCCUAUUCUGUUGUUAGGGUUCUGAAAAACCCAUCUCUAGUUAAUUCCAUGUAUUCCAAUGUGUACUGAGGUAUAAUUCACUUCUGACUGGCCUAAGAGAAUAAAGGAUUCAAAUAAUAAUAUCUGGCAAACACUGCAAAAUACCAGACAUGCUAGUGGCCAUGGGGAUCACCAAAGAGUAAAACAUGGAACCAAACUAUAGAAUUGCAGAGAUACAGUAAGUGCAUUUGAAAAAGUAAACUUUUUAAUGUGGGAGAUAAGUACUAACUAGAUAACACAAACAGUAUGUGUUCUGGGAACUUAGAAAAGCAAGCAUCACUUUCAGAAGGCACUGUGCCUCAAAGGAUGGGUUGGGUUUGAAUAGGUAGAGGACUAAGGUGGUGUCUGUGGGAGUUAGUGACAGCCCUUCAAGUAUCAAGGAGGAAAGCCCAAUACAAAUUGACUUCUGCAGAAGGAGUGGUCCUGGGCACCCCAGCAUGGCUGCAGUCAUGGGGUCUUACAAUUUAAAUUGGUUUAUCUUUAUCUCUCCAUCUCAAGGUUCUGCUUUCCUCUGCACUAGCUUUAGUCCUGGACUGACUGUCUCUCUGUGGUAGCUGCCAGGCUUACAUCUUGUUCCCUUAACCAUCCAAAACAUAGACAGUUUCUCUUUCCCAAGAGUUCUAAAUGAACUCCUGUGAUUUACCCUGAUUAAACCAACUUAUAUCAUCUUCCCACUGCUGAGUCGAUCUCUAUAACUAGGCGGGUAGAAUUCACAGAUUGGCUAGGCCUGGGUUAAGCCUCCACCCCUGGAACACAAGCAGGUGGGGUCAGCCCCAUCUAAACCCUACUAGAAGAAGAGCAAGAAAGUGGUAGCACCCCAGAGAAAAAAGUUAUGCUGUAAUUAGAAAAAUAACAACAAUCAUCAUCAUUAUUGCAAACACUCUAUAAUAAAAAACUUAGUAUGAACUGGGUACUGUUCUAACCAACUUUUGUAGGUUACUUAUUUUAUCCUAACAUCCCUGUGAGGUGGGUAAUCUUAUCCCAUUUUCAGAUGGGGAAACUGAAGCAUGGAGCUGUUAAGUAAUUAUCACAUAGCUAGUAAAGGGCAGAUCAGGGGGGGUGAACACAAGCCAUCAGACUGCAAGUCCAUGGCCUUACCCACUACAGCAUAUUAAAAUUAAUUUCUAUACACAGAGAAAACAAGUUAUGACUUAAGCUCAAAAAUGAACAAAGUAUAUGAAGAACAAUGAGAAGAUGGGCAGAUCAGAAAGACGGUAAUUUUGGUCUACUAUCACAGCUAUAGAAACAAUAUCCAGGAAGCUGACAGGUUGUGCCAUCUUCAUUAAGAGGUCAAGUUCUGACUAGAUCCAGGCGAUCAUCAACUGAACUUCCAAGGGGAAUGGAAUGGUCACCACAGAAAACUCAACUAUUCCCCAAAGGCUAUUCCAGCUCAAUCUUCUCAACAGCUUGUGGUUCACACUUUUAUACAAUUUACCAAGGACUGAUUUCACAUCUACGUCUGACUCUCUCUCUCUCUCCUGCUCUGAAACAGCAUUCAUGCAACAUAUAUAGAUCUUAGUUAAAACUAACAAUGCGUCUAAAAACACACACGAAAUCAAACAAUUGCCAUUUGGCACUGAGAAACAGCAGAUCCAGGCUUGAGUCUGUUUAUUGUGCAUUUCCUGAUGCAAAGAAAAGCAAGCACAGUCAAGAAAACACCACAAAGCAUUAUAUGGCGACAGCUUGUGUGCUUCAGAAGAGAAAUGGAUACAUUAGGAAAAGUUUUUCUCCCUUUGAUGUAGAAUAUGCUAUCUUUUUUUGCAUUAAAAUGGGAGUUAACUUUAAAUAAAUAAAAUUCAGCCUGUAGGCUUCAGAAAACUAAUGCUCUCUUUUGACAGUGUCAUUUCUCUGAUCCCUGAAAGCAUUAUGGGAGUUAACCUGGGCCUUCAUCAUGCUUUUCCUUUAUGGUAUGGAGAGCACAUUAUUUUUUCAUCUCUCUUUUACUGGUUUCCUCUUACUUCCUCUCACAUUUUCUCUUUGCCAGCUGUUACUCUGCCCUUUCUGCUUCUCCAAGCGCUAUGAGGGCAGGUAGAGAAGGAGUUUCUCCUGUGUCUUUGUUGCAGGUGGUCCAGGAAUGGCUGCCUUAGUGCUCCAUCCUCAGAAGAAAACCUCUUCACUGCUUGCUUUAAAAUACAUAUAUAUUUAUGCCAAAGGCCCUAGACCUGCCCUCAAGAAAAGAUGAGAAUGAGCCUCACAUUCCUACGAUGAAGCGGUGGAAAAAUCUGCAAUUUGUACUUAGCACAUCUUUAACUGGACUUAACAAUGUGCCCCCUCCAUUCAGGAUACAGCAUGCAUGAGCCUGGUAGAUGAUGAAACUGCUGUUUUCUUUUGUGGUUUGUAUUUUCCCAAAGAGCCUUGAAUAGUCAAAUAUCAGGUGAUUUGAACCCGCUAGAAUAUGGCAAUGAAAUGAAGUCUUUUUUCUUUGAAACAAAAUUAUUUUAGGUAAGUGAGUAUGUAGAAAUCUCAAAUAAGGUGUGGUAUUCAACAAAAGAAAAAACACUGAUAACAAGUGUUUUUACCCUUGUAAUUGUCCAUUUUGGUCAUUCUUAGUGUUCUAGCAAUUGCUUUUAAAAAUGAGUGUAUUUGAAACAUGCAAUACUACAACUGGAGAAAGAAAAUCCUUUAAUAUAAAAAGUUGCCACGAUUAAAGAGUUUUGCAAAAUUUCUUGGUUAUUAAUAAGAUUUGGAAACUUUGAGCUUCCAUAGUCUAACUUUUUAAAAUGAGAGGUGUUUGUGUGUAAGGAAGGGGGAAUUUAUGAAACUAUAUGCAAAACUGUGCAUGCAUAUGCAUAUGUUUGUGUUCUAGAGAAAGGCUUCUUGGCUUUCAUCAGUUCCCAGGAGGGUUUGUGACAGGAACAAUUCCCAAUGUGCCUGUUUCAUUUUUCUUUCCCACACCAAUCCUCCCUUUCUUCUUUGCAGUCAAUAGUGCUCUAUUUUUCCCUUCCCAGAUGAACUGCUCUUUUUGUUUUCUGAUCAAGUGAGGCUGAGCCAGGGGAGCUCAGGAGCUGGAGCCCUGAUGGUGCUGGUGGCAGACAGAUGGCAAGGCUGCUAGGAGUUGUGCAGUGAGUGGCCUCUGGAUGAGCUGUUAGGAAGAUGGACGGUGUCACCUUGACCCACCCUGAAUAGCAUCUUCCAGAAGGGAAAUGGGGCAUCCAAGAUGCCACCCAUGUAGCCAAACUUCCAUUACACUGAGGAUAGGUCAAAUAAGACUGUCAAGGGGAAAAACUGACUUGGACAGUAGUUUUCCCUAAAUACUUUACUGUUAUCUUUUUUUCAUUCAAUUUUAUUUUCACUUGAUGUCUGGAUAUAUUAGUUUUCCCUAAAUACUUUACUGUUAUUUUUCUUCAUUCAAUUUUAUUUUCAUUUGAUGUUUGGGGGGAUAUUUUCCCCAUUUUCCUUAGUUUCUAUAUCCACUGCAACAUCCUAACACUCUAAUUUGCUUUCUAUGAGACAAACAGGAAGUAUUGCUUCUGGCAAGAUAGGGUUUUCUGUCCUGUUGAUUGAUGGGUUAAUUUUUAUUGAGCACAGUGUGCUACCAACAGAACCAAAAAUCCAAGACAGAAUUCCAGCUCUAGGAAUUUAUGUUCUAAUGAAAAGUAAGACAGACAACACAAGCAAUCCUCCCAGUGUAUUUUUUAAUGAAUAUUUCCUUCUAUUUCUCUCUCUUAAAGUGAGUCUACCUAAGCCAAAAGUACAUAAUAAGGCAACCAUACAGAUAAGUUGGGCCCCAAAACAUGCUCUUUUUUACAAAAAGAGCCAACUGGAUCAGGAAGCCAGAGGUGGGGGGGCAGUUUCAUCAAAAGAAUUUCACUAAUCAUAUUCGCUGAGUGUUGUUCUGUGUUGGAAUUUAAGGGUCAAACAUUUCUCUAGAUUAUUUUGGUUCUAUUCUAUGUCAAGUUAAAUUAUGUCAAGUUAGAUUAAAGAAAGUUACAUUUUUGGACUAUGUAAGUAGUUUAACCCCACACAGAAACCCCUUCACUGAAAUACAACUCAAUACUGUAUGGCUUAAAUUCAUCAAGGAGCUGAUGAUUUUAAAAUAGUUAUUUGAACAAUGUUUCAUUGUCCCUCAUUUCUGUGUCUAUGAUAUAAGGAUUCAUAUGAUCAUGUCUUCAGGAAGUUAGUGGUCCCCAAAAAGAAGUUACCCAUUCCACACCAUUCUCUUUCCUUUCAUCAAGCACUCAAAGCUAAAUAAUCCAGAGUGUUUUCCAAUUUUCUCAGAGCGGAUUUCAGUGCUUAAAUGAAAUGUCUCACCUCUGAAUCAGACACAAUAUUUCUGAGCCACCAUUUCCUCAUUUAUAAAAUGAAAUGUAUUGGAGAUGAUGAUCUUUUAAGAUUCAUUCCAGCUCUGAACCACCAUACACACACACACACACACACACACUCACUCACUCACACACACACACACACACACCCUCUUAUAUGACUUCUGAUCUCAUUCAUAUCUUUAUUUAAUUGCAACAGAAGCUACAUAAGAGCCUGGGCCAUGUCUGUCUUGUUCACCCAUAUAUUCCCCUGUUCCUGGCACAUAAAUGGAGUACACUAAAUAUAUCUUGAAUGAAUAAAUUACCUAAUGCUCAUAGCAAUGUGUUCUGUUGCGAGAUGCCUUGAAUCCUUCUUUGGAAGGAAGCAAAGUCCAUAUUAUAAAUUAUCAUGACCUAUUUGUAUAUAAAUCUUACAUCAUACUUAACAAUCUUACAUUUACUCUGCCUGUGUAGCUACAGAUAAAAUUCUGGCAUUUCUUUCUCCUACCUUUUUUUUGUACUGAAGUCAUCCUGUUGCAUACCUUUUUCAUAAAAUUUCAGUUUAAAAAUAAAGCUAAAACUCAGGACAUGAAACUUGCAUGCAGGUAACUAGAGCUUGGGCUGCUGGGAAAGACCAGUGAGGCCAUGUCUGCUGCCACCAAACCUACCAGCUGACAGCUGGUCCAACAACAACACAAAGGGAACAAGGCUCCUUGCUCCCUAACCUAACAAUGUUAAAUUGCCCUGCCCCCCAAUAAUGGGUCUGAUCCUAAAGAACUAGGCAGAAUGAGCCAACCACAGCCCCAGAGGCCCCCAAAGCUCACACUGCUCAUUGAAAGGGUCCAUGGUGAGGGGUAGGGUCAAGACACCUCUAACAAGGUUAAAUAUGCUGGUGUUAUUUUUUUCCUAAUGUGUCUGAGAUUCUUGCCUAAACAGCAAUCUUAGCCAGAACACGGACAUUGUCUCUAAGUUAGGUGGAUGGCAGGGAGUUAAGGGAUGGAUCAUGAGGAAGAUAAAGUAGGACUGGAAAUAGAGGUGGGAGAGUUAAAGUACCUGUGGAAUUCAUUUUCUGGCCCUAAACCUCUAAUACAUUUGAUGGGCAAUGCUGCUAUCUAGUGGCCAAGUGAGAUGAGCACAGGUUCCAAUUAAAUGGCCACACAAUUUAGGGGCAUUUGUUGUUUGGGAUUUCGUGUCUAGUGUUAAGAUUAUUUUGCUUUUAAAUUAUAAAAUGAAAAAACAGACAUUUUGCCCAAGCACAUAACUUUGCAUAAAAGAAUGCUUGUGACUUUUCUCCAUUCCUUCACUUUUUCUCCAUGAUGUCCUUUGAGGCAGUGUAGGGCCUUCCCAGCAAACCCCUUAGUCCUUUUACCUGAAAUGGCCUAGGAAAGUUGGCACCUCUCAUACCCUUUAGGUGCAUCCUUCUUAAGAACCACAGGGGAAGGCGUGGGGUGGCAAUGUGCCCUCACUUCUCCCUUCCAUUGGAAGACUCUGACCUUAUUUCCUCAUAUGGCUGCUUCCUUCUCAUCACUUAGCUCCGUUCAGAGCCCACCUGACUACAGCAGCACCAAUCCACCCCCACCUUCCCAGGGUAUCAAUCCUCGGCACAUUAACAUUCUUCUGGCUUCAUACAGCUCAUCGCCUUUCAAAAUUGUUUACUUGUUUCUUUAUUUUGCGUCUCUCUCUUUCCCAUCAUAAUACAAGCUUUAUAACAGCAGGGACCUUAUCUGUUUUUUUCACUGAUAUCUCUCCAAACACUGGGAAAUAUUGUAAGUGCUUGGCAGACAGCAGACUCUUAAUAAAUACUUUUGGAUGAAUGAAUGAGUGAUUGAGAGAAUAUCUAUCUCCUAAGCCUUUUCCUCCAAUAGCAGUAUUUUUGGCUAAUAUCUUACCACUGCUAAUGUUAGAUAAAUGGGAUGUGGAGGUGUAGAAUUUCACUUGGCAACUGUAAGGUAUGAAAUCUCUGACUAUGCAUUGGCAGAGGUAGCAGAUUAUGAUUAAAAACUAUUAGUACCAGGUUUAAUUUAAUUGUUUAAGUCUGAUAAUUAUGUUUAUCCCUGUAUACUCAGCAAAAAGUCCUAUAAUAUACAGGUACAGUUUUUCUAAAACAAUAGAAAAACACAAAAAAGAUAUACAAAAGAGUAAGAAGAUAAAGGAAAUUUUCAUGGUCUUGUUACGAAUCUUGUAAAUACAUGUCAGUUGGUAGUAGACACAAUUUAAUUGAUUUAAGAAGAUUUUUUUAAAGAAAGGAGUUCCCUGGUGGCCUAUCGGAUUAAGGAUCCAGUGUUGUCACUGCUGUGGAAUGGGUUCAGUCCCUGGCCUGGGAAUUUCCACAUGCUGCAUGUGCAGCCAAAAAAAAAAAAAAAGAAGAAGAAAAAGAUAGACAACUCCACCAUCCCAGGACAGUUUUUUAAGAGCACUGUACCCCUUCUUGGUAAUACCAGCAUAUACUAUGUUGUAGUCACCACAAUAUCUGCCUCCAUUAUAUCUUUUAAAGCAAAUAUUUCAGUUUCCUUACUUAAUUGUAGAACCAUCUGUAUAAGACCUGUUUUGAUAGCCCGCUUAUAUCAGGGCUUUUUGUUUUCUUUUUGUUUCAUUUUUCCUUCCUUCUUUUCCUAUAUAAAACAUAAUACGCCAGGCCAGUGCACAAAAAAAAAUUCUGAGCUGCUCUGGUGAAAGCCAUGUUGGGGACACAGAGUCUCACCCAAUGGGCCUCUUCCACAAUUCUGUUCUCUCUCUCCUACCCUCCUCUCAUUAUGAAGCCCACUGAAUCCCCUCCGUGGGGCUGAAGGAUUCCUAAAUACAGAAAGAGACCAACAGGAAUAUAUCACACCCAUAGUGAUCCCAAUACUUCUGAAAAAUAUUUUCAUAUCGUACUCUUAAUUAUGGCUAAAGAACAUCACUUAUUAAACAAGCUAAUGUGUGAUUUCCAUACAUUGUUCAUUCAGUAGAUACUUUAUUUGUGGAUUCUGUUCUUAGCGUGUGUUGGGCUUUGAUAAGUGCAAGGAAUACCUGCAAAACAGACAGGGCCUCUGCUUUCACAGAGCUUAGUGUAGUGGGUGAUAGUGAUAAAUUAGCACAGGAUUAUAAUACAAGGUAGCAAGUGUGAUGAUAGGGAAAAUAUAGAGGGCAGUAUGUAUGUGUAUAUAGAGAGAGAGCAUAUCCAACAGGAGUUUGAAAGAUCAGGAAAAGCUUUUUGGAGGUGGAGAUACAGAUAAAGGAGGGGAAGAGUCUGAAGAGAAAUUUCCACUAAGAGGAUAACAAGCAUACAUAGGCCUGGGGUGAGAAAGAGCCUGGCUCAAUCUGAAGAACUGGAAGGAGCUAUUUCAGUGGAGCAUCAAGUGUGUGGUGAAAGUACAGGAGAGAAGGGAAAGACAAAGCCGGAGAGGUGAGCAGAGUCUACAUCAUUAAGGGUCUUAUAAGUCACUGUAAAAAGGUGAGACUUCAAGAGUUCCCUGGUGGCUCAGAGAGUUAAGGAUUAGACGUUGUCACUGAUGUGGCUCUGGUUACAGCUGCGGCACAGGUUUGAUCCCUGGACUGGGAACUUCCACAUGCCAUAGGUGUGACAAAAAAAAAAAAAAAAAAAAAGAAAGAAAGAAAGAAAACAGUCUAGACUUUUUCAGUCUAGACUGAAGUAUAGACUUGAACUGGAAAGCAAUAUAAACCUCUUGAAAAGAAUAUAAUCAGGAAAAUGAGGUGACCAAUUUGGCUGUAGUGUGAAGAAUGGCACAAAGACUGAUUAAUGUGAUCAAUGAGGGGGAUGUUGUAGCAAUGUAAAUGAAAAAUGAUGGUGGACUGAUUCAAAAAAUGACCACUGAGAUGGAGAGACAGAUAGAUUCAAGAGAUAUUCAAAAGGAAGCCUGCUUGAUUGAAGAUGGCGGUGGGGUGAAAGUAAAGCAAAGGAAAAGGAUAAUGCCCAGGUUUCCAGCUUGAGCCACUGAGUGGAUGGAGACCCCAUCACUAAAAUAGGGGAACUAACAUGUGAAGAAAAGUAAUCAGUUUUAUUGGGACAUGUUGUGAUACAUAUCCGUGGGACAAGCAAGUAGAAAGAAUCAGGAUGUAGUUGUGUGUGUGGAUUUGAAACUCAGAGAAACUAUGGGCUGAAGAUAAAGAUUCAGGCAUCAUCAGCGUAUAUGUCAGGUGGUUCUUGAAGCCAUGCAAACACUUAAGACAUCCAGAGGAUUUUGUAGAGGGAAAAAAAAGAGGGGGGGGCAUAGAACUUUGUGGGGAACAAUACAUGUAAGGGGCAAACAGAAGAGGAGCCCCACAUGAAACAGGGAAGGAAGACUAGAAGGUAGAAGGUAAAUUUUUGGAAGCCAGAGGAAGAGUGUGUUUCAAGAAGGAGAGAAUGGUUGACUAUGCUGGAUUUUACUGAGAUAUAACUGAGAAAUGUUUUUUUUGGAUUUUUUUCACUAAGCGACCUUAGUGAAAACAGUUAUCAGUGGAAGUCAUAAAAAUUAGAAGUCACAUUAUGAUAAAGUCAAAGGAAGAAGAGAAAGUAAAGACAAUAGUGAGACAAUUCUUAGGAGGUUUAACUAUAAGAGAUAUGGUAGGAGUUCCCAUCGUGGCUCAGUGGUUUACAAACCCGACUAGGAUCCAUGAGGACACAGGUUUGAUCCCUGGCCUCGCUCAGUGGGUUAAGGAUCCGGCAUUGCCAUGAGCUGUGGUGUAGGUCACAGAUGCAGCUCAGAUCUGGCGUUGCUGUGGCUGUGGUGUAGGCUGGCAGCUGCAGCUCGAUUGGAGCCAUAGCAUGGGAAACUCCAUAUGCCAUGAGUGCGGCCCUAAAAGACAAAAAAAAAAAUAGAAGUCACAUUGUUAUAAAGUCAAAGGAAGAUGAGAAAGUAAAGACAAUAGUGAGACAACUCUUAGCAGGUUUAACUAUAAAAGAGAUAUGGUAAGAGUUCCCAUCAUGGCUCAGCGGAAACGAAUCUGAUUAGUAUCCAUGAUAGUAUGCAUGAGGAUGCAGGUUUGAUCCCUGGCCUUGUUCAGUGAGUUAAGGAUCCGGCAUUGCCCUGAACUGUGGUGUGGGUUGCAGACUCGGCUUGGAUCUGGUGUUGCUGCGGCUGUGGUGUAGGCCAGUGGCUAUAGCUCCAAUUCGACCCCUAGCUGGAAACCUCCAUAUGCUGUGGGUGUGGCCUUAAAAAGACAAAAAUAAAAAAUAAAAAAAAAGUAAAAGAUAUAUGUAAUAACAAAAUAGAAAUGUGAGAUCAAAGGAGAUUGUUUGGUAUGGGUUUAUGUAGAAAUACUGAUGGAAAGGAAAGUAUUAUUUCUAUUUUAUAGAGAAUCAAGGAAGUUAAGCAGUAUGUCUAAAUUUAUAUAACUAACAGAGCCAGGAUUCAAACCUAGGUCUGCCUGGUUCCAAAGUCCUUGUUCUUAAUUAUAAAGAGUGUACAACUCAAUUCUAGGUGCUGGCUUCCCAAAAGAAUUUACUAUAUCAGAGUCAUAUUCCAAGUAGUACUAUGGGGAAAAGGCAUAGAUCCGGUACCCCAGCACUAAUUUUAUAGAGCAGGAAACUACAUCUAACAGUGUCUGGCUUAAGCUUACACAGCUCACUGGUGGCAAAUCUCAGCUCUGAAGUUCAGUGUUCUUUGUCUUCUUUUAUUCUAACUCUCAUAGCAUUUCCACUUGGUUUAGAAGCACAUUUGGAGUUUGGAGAGUAAAGCAUAAAGGACCUUGAUAAGACAACCGACUGGGUUAUGCGAUUUAGAUUUGCUGUAUGAAUAUCUAUGUCACUCUUUGUGAGGCUAAAAUGAUCUCUAAAAACUCUGCUUAGCAUGCUAAGAUGUAAAUAAGUAGAAUUCUGAAGAUAUAUAAUGAAUCUCCUAUAUAUUUCUAGUAAAAUAUAUCAAAAUCA